AUGGGUGCCUUCCUGGACAAGCCCAAAACAGAGAAGCACAACGCCCACGGAGAAGGGAAUGGUAUUCGCUAUGGGCUAAGCUCCAUGCAGGGAUGGCGAGUGGAAAUGGAAGAUGCUCACACAGCUGCACUGGGACUGCCUGCUCCCGGUCUUAUGAACUGGUCGUUUUUUGCGGUCUACGAUGGCCAUGCGGGCUCCAAAGUUGCCAAUUACUGCUCCAAGCACCUUCUGGAACACAUAAUCAGUGCCAGUUUUGGGGCCGGAGGGCAGCAGAGCUCACUGGCUGGUUCAGAGAGCGCUACUGAUGCCCCUACAGCAGAGGAUUCCCCCACAGUGGAAGCUGUAAAAGCAGGCAUCCGGACAGGCUUCCUGAGGAUUGACGAGCACAUGCGCAGCUUCUCCGACCUACGGAAUGGCAUGGACCGAAGUGGCUCCACAGCCGUGGGUGUCCUCUUGUCACCUGACCAUUUCUUUUUCAUGAACUGCGGCGACUCUCGAGCCGUUUUGUACCGAAACUCUCAAGUGUGCUUCUCGACGCAUGACCACAAGCCUUGCAACCCACGCGAGAGGGAACGUAUCCAGAACGCCGGCGGGUCCGUCAUGAUCCAACGGGUGAAUGGGUCAUUAGCCGUCUCCCGGGCCUUGGGGGACUACGACUACAAGUGCGUAGUUGGCAGGGGCCCCACAGAGCAGCUGGUGAGUCCGGAGCCCGAGGUUUAUGCAAUGGUUCGGACCCCCGAGCAGGAUCAGUUUGUGAUCCUCGCAUGUGAUGGAAUCUGGGAUGUCAUGUCUAACGAGGAGCUGUGCGAAUUUGUCAAAUCGAGGCUUGAGGUAUCUGAUGACCUGGAGAGAGUUUGCAAUGAAGUGGUGGACACCUGCCUUCACAAAGGGAGCCGGGAUAACAUGAGUGUUGUGUUAGUGUGUUUGCCCAACACCCCCAAAGUGUCUGAGGAAGCUGUGAGGAGAGAUGCAGAGCUGAACCAAUACUUGGAGUCUCGCGUGGAAGCGAUGCUGUCCCGGCCGGCCGACGAGGGCUUUCCAGAUCUGGUGACGGUGAUGAGGAACCUGGCCACUGACAGCGGCAUGCCAGCUCUACCACCAGGGGGAGGCCUUGCCAGCAAACAAAGCGUUAUUGAAGCAGUCUACAACAGCCUAAGUCCAUACAGAGAGGAAGAAGGGAGUGGCGCCGACUUGGAGUGUCACUGGUAG
Messenger RNA from Nerophis lumbriciformis (worm pipefish), 1209 nucleotides. The record is from RefSeq and is a predicted model, not a curated record. NCBI's taxonomy places the organism in Eukaryota, Metazoa, Chordata, Actinopteri, Syngnathiformes, Syngnathidae.